AUGUCAGUGUUUCAGAUUCCAGUGAGCACUCUAAAGGAGAUAAAGAGAGCCAUUGCUCUCUUCUGGUGGGGACAACAACAAGAAGAAGGGAAAACACAUUGGCUUAAAUGGAAGGAAUUGUGUCGACCAAAGAAACUGGGAGGCAUGGGUUUCCGCAAUCUACAAAGUUUCAACCUAGCUCUAUUGGGAAAACAGUUAUGGCGCAUAAUCCAGCAUCCUGAAACCCUAGUGGCUAAAGUAUCGAAGGCAAAAUACUACCAUGAUAGAGAUCCUCUAGAAGCAGAGGUGGGGAAAAACCCCAGUUGGAUUUGGAGAGGACUAAUGGCAGCAAAGGAUUUGGUAAAGAGAUGA
Messenger RNA from Linum tenue, 351 nucleotides. The record is from the annotation of a GenBank genome assembly. NCBI's taxonomy places the organism in Eukaryota, Viridiplantae, Streptophyta, Magnoliopsida, Malpighiales, Linaceae.